GGAGAGUCCACGCCGAGUGAACGCCAGGGAGGCGGCGCGCGACGUUGCGCUUUCGGCGUGCGGGUGACGUCGUCUCAGCUGAAGCGAUGACGUGAGCGGCAGUCAGCGUGCGUGCCGCCUUUCCUCGUUGUGCUCGCGACUGGGUCGGCGCAUGCGCAGAACGCGCCCCUCAAGCUUCGCGAGCGGGCACCAUUUUGCUGCGCCGGGUUUGUUUUGCUGCUCGGAGCGUCCGCCGCCUCACCGCUGUGCUACAAAGGCUGUGUUUGGGGGCGACCGCUGGUCGUCUGCCGUGCCCCCUGAAGAAAGUGGAUAGUAAGCCCAUGGUCAAGAUGUCGGCGCUCAUGUCUCGGAGUCACCGCCAGCACUGCUACCUGUGCGACCUGCCCCGCAUGCCGUGGGCCAUGCUGCACGAUUUCUCGGAGCCAGUGUGCCGAGGCUGCGUCAACUACGAAGGCGCUGACCGGAUCGAGGUCGUGUUGGAAACCGCGCGCCAGAUGAAGCGGGCUCACGGAUUUCCCGAGGCCGUAGCGCGACCCCUCUACAAAGGAUUGAACGGAGCGCCGCCCGAAGUGGUGCCGCCGCCGCAGCAGCAGCAUCGUGCAGCGGCGCCGAACGCUCCGGCGCCCAUGGCACCCGUGAUGGACCGUUUCGAGCGUCGCAACGCCAUGCUCGAGUACAGCCAGCGUAUGCGUGGUGCCGACCCGAGGGCCGCACAGGCUUCCGGCGUCGUGCCGUGCAAGCGCGAGCGAGACGACGACGAUCCGCCCGAGCCGUCCAACAAGCGGGCCGCCGCUCUGCAAGCACUCGACGAAGCUGUGCCGCCGCGACCCCCGCUCACGCGCGGCGAGUCGCUGCCCACCGCCGUAAUGGGGGUGCCGUUCGACGUGCGCUACAAGAAAGAGAUGGUGGGACGAGUGUACUCAUUCGACGCCGCUACGUCGCUCAAGAAUGCGUCAGGUUAUCCGAGCGUGUGCAGCACUCCGAGCUCGACGGCGAGCUCGCUGUCGCCGCUGAGCAGCCGCGCGGCCCAGUCGCCGGACAGCGGAGGCGCCCAGCAGAACGGCGCGCCGCCGGGACCCAUGGCGGCCCUGCUCACGGUCGCCGAGGCGGUGCCCCCGACGUCUCCCAGAAACGGCGUGGCGCCCGCGGACUCGGCGACGGGCAGCGGCGUGGCGGCGACUCCCGGACGUCCACCGCGGCAGUCUCCGCCGGCCGCGACUCCGCCCUCGGUGGCCGCGGCGCACAAGAAGUCGUCGCGACACGCCGCCGCAGCCGCCGUGGCAGCCGCGACAGCGGGAGGAGACCCCGACUGCGGCGCCAUCUCGGCGCCGACGUCGUCGUCGUCGUCGUCGUCGUCUGCCGCCACCUCGUCCGAGUCUGCGGCGGCGGCUGCGGCAGCGGCCGCGGCCGCUACGCUCAAGUGCACGCUCUGCCAGGAGCGACUUGAGGACACGCAUUUCGUGCAGUGCCCGUCCGUGGGCCAGCACAAGUUCUGCUUUCCGUGCUCCCGGGACAGCAUCAAGAGUCAGGGGGCGGCCUCGGGCAGCGAGGUUUACUGCCCGAGCGGCGAGAAGUGUCCGCUGGUCGGUUCCUCCGUGCCCUGGGCCUUCAUGCAGGGCGAGAUAGCCACCAUCCUGGGAGACGAGUACAAGUUGACCAGCAAGGGUGCAGCCGCCGCGGCAGCCGACACCUAGGCCUACCUCUCGGCGUCAUCGGGGUGGCACUGCUGCCGUCCCGUUUUGG
Rhipicephalus microplus (southern cattle tick) is the source of this 1743-nucleotide messenger RNA. Its product is annotated as Protein interacting with Ttk69 and Sin3A. Lineage: Eukaryota; Metazoa; Arthropoda; Arachnida; Ixodida; Ixodidae. Gene Ontology annotation, molecular function: transcription corepressor activity. Gene Ontology annotation, cellular component: nucleus. The record is from RefSeq and is a predicted model, not a curated record. Gene Ontology annotation, biological process: regulation of transcription by RNA polymerase II.